Molecule: messenger RNA, 1644 nt
Organism: Vitrella brassicaformis
Lineage: Eukaryota; Vitrellaceae
Source: the annotation of a GenBank genome assembly
GCACCAAUUUCCCAAUUUAUCAAGAGAAUCUCAGUUCUCGACGUGAGUGAGAAGAACAGAUGGAUUGGCCAUAGCACAUAUGGAGAGGUGUCGUUGACCAUCGAAGGUUCAUGCAGUCCAUCCAUCCAUCCCCCCGAAACUCUCCCUCUCUCCCCCUACUCUACAUCCUUUCUGUGCACGCUAUUUAUCGUGUGUGUGCCGCUGGUUCGUUGGCUAAUCGGAGGGGUCCCAGGCCGGUCCCACAGCCAGGUUGCUGCGGAUCUCUGCAGUCCGGUCGGAACCUGCAAAAGCACAAGAACCACACACACACACACACACAGACACGAGCGUCUCCCUCCCUCCCUCCCUGCCUCUUCCUCUCACUCCCUUAUCCCUUCACUGACCGGAGGCGAUAUCGCAUAGCAAGGUGCCGCACGAGCAGUAUCUGGCGUCGCCGAUGCACCGUUCCGUCUGCAGAUGCCGGCCCUUGUUGCUGCUGGUGGUGAUGGUGUGUGGGUGUGGCUUGGACACUAACACCGCAGCAGAAGGGUCCGACAACACCGACACAUCUGCACACAUGGAUCCAUCCAUCCAUCCAGUAGAUAUGGGGGUGGGUUGGUCAAACAGAGGGAGAAGGGAAACGGACAUCCGUCGGCCGCAGCGCACCUUUAUCGAUUUUGAGGGUGUAUCCUCCGGCGAGGUGCAGCGUCAUGGGGCCUUUUCCGCGCUUCUUCUGCUCCACACGCUCCACCCGGAACAACGUGUCCGUCUCCUCGUCAACCUGACACACCACACCACACCACACCACACCACACCACACACCACGCACACAUGCUGCCACCUGUCUGUCCGUGUCAUGAUGGAUGUGCCUGUGUGCCUGUCUGCCUGCCAGCUCACCUCUACAGCCACGGUGGUGAUGUGUUCGAACGCCCUCAGUGGCAGCCGCUUCGUGACGAUGUCCGACAGCAGCACAGUCUGCCCGUAGGUCUGCGUGCCUGAACACAUGUAUAGGGGAGGGAGAAUGGACCAGAAGUGUUGUGUGACAGUCCAUACGGAUGGGGCGGGCCCCGUUGGCUGUGAGCAGGACGCCGGCAGGCGACACGUGGCUCUCCUUGCUCACUGACAUGACCAACAGAGCCAGCCAACCAACCCACAACGGGUUCACCACACACAGAAAGGUCACAGUGGACGGAUGGAUGGAUGGGUCAAUGUGUUCCCCCUACCAUAGAUGCAGGCCAUGACGAGCCCGAAGACGAUGGCGAGGGUCACGACAUACCCGGCCGACAGCCCCAACACCAUCCUACGCAGCCGCCGCAUGCCAGAUCUCUCCUUGGCCACCUGCCGGGCGGCGGCGGCCACAUCAGCCAACUCGAAACGCCCCUUGCCAUCCGUAUCCCAACCCUGCCAAGCCACAGAACCCAUCAAUCAGAUCGCGCUUGUGUGAGGCAUCGCUGAGGACCUUGAGGACAUUCACGAUCUCCUCAGCGAGUUUGCCUGAACCCGCCAGCUCUCGGAAGGUCUCGGUGCGGCCCUUCGGAGGUAGCGGACCAGACGCCAUUGAAAACCUCGCCGGCUGCGGCGCCUCAAUAUUCUAUCCCUCCAAACGAAGUUCGAUGAAAACGAAUGCCAGGGGCAGUCUUCGAGAACGAAAAGAACGCGCACGAG